Monodelphis domestica (gray short-tailed opossum) is the source of this 1153-nucleotide messenger RNA. The record is from RefSeq and is a predicted model, not a curated record. NCBI's taxonomy places the organism in Eukaryota, Metazoa, Chordata, Mammalia, Didelphimorphia, Didelphidae.
UUGAGUUGGGUCAACCUCUUCUUCCCUUUCCCCACUGAAGCACCAUGAGGAUCUCUGCCAUUUGGGGGCUGAUAGCCCUAGUAAUAUGGAAGACAGAGGCUAUGCCACCCAGAAUAGAAGGAGGGAGAAAGCAGGAGCAACCCCGAGAUGAAGGAACAUCCUAUGAUAGUCUAGAGCUGGGGAGCUAUGACCCGAAUCUGGAUAAUUAUGACCUGAGCAACUAUGAAGAACGAGCUAUAAAGAAUGACUACGGAGAGCCAACCCCAAAGACCAAAGUGGACACCUUGAUCCCUUCAACCAUGAGUGUCUUCACCAAGAGAGUGAUGGCCACCAUGGCCCCAAGAACAGGGACUUCGGUCACCAAGCCUUCCAUAUCUGAUCUGCUUAACUUGCUAACUGCUAUGGGAGUAAGGGCCACUGGAAGGGCUCUAAAAAUGGAUCUUCUUUAUCCUCUAUACUUUGGCCCUCUGUCUGACCUAGGAUUGCCUACCUGCUUGGUCUGCGUGUGCCUUGGCACCUCUGUGUACUGUGAUGAUGCUGACCUGGAGCGUAUCCCUCCUCUGCCUCAAGAAACAACUUAUUUUUAUGCCCGCUUUAAUCAUAUCAGUCGUAUCCAGUCAGAAGAUUUCAAAGGGCUAAGAAAAUUAAAGCGGAUUGACCUCACCAGCAACUCCAUCUCCACCAUUGAAGAUGAUGCUCUCCAGCUGCUACCUGCCUUACAGGAACUGAUCAUUCCUGAGAACAAGCUGAUAUUUCUGCCCAAGCUACCUGGCAGUGUCGUGAGGCUGGAUGCCCAGUUCAAUAACCUUCGAGGCUCAGGGAUCCUACCAGAGAGCUUUAAAGAACUGAAGAAGUUGGAGUUUCUCUACCUAUCAGACAACGAGAUGGACUACAUCCCUGUGCCCCUGCCCUCAAGCCUUCGUUCUCUGCACUUGCAGAACAAUCACAUCCAGAAGAUUCAGGAAGGCACCUUCUGUGAUGCAGAGGACCACAAGUAUGUCCGAAGGGUCCUAGAAGACAUCCGCCUAGAUGGCAAUCCCAUCAACCUCAGCCUCACUCCCAAUGCCUAUUUCUGCCUGCCCCGACUCCCCAUAGGCAGCUACAUUUAACAGAACCUCUAUGGUGCUUGGUUGCUUCAUCUGUAAAAUGAAAA